ACCUGCAGUCUUUGCACUGAUUUUCCCAUCCAGACCGAGCGCUGCCUCGCCACCUUGACCAGCAGCCCAUCCUCGCCUUGCUCACUGCCGCUGUCAUUGUAGGAGCCUACCUGCUAUACUUGCAUUACUUUUCCUGUUGCUGCCUCGCCACCUCGACUGCCCACUCAUCCUUCUGUCAUCAGUGUGGCUUCCCCCAUAAUAUUUAUACCUCCAUGCCUCGCGCCUCAGGCCACAUCAAGAUCACUGGACUGUCGAAGUCCAUAAUCUCACACAGCUUCAGAGGAUGCCAACGACAAUCACGAAUUCUUACAGCUGGAAAACAACGCCAGCGCAAGGAUGCAGCUGAUGCACUCUGCCAAGCUAAAAUUCGAGAGAUGUCGGCAGAAGAUCAGGAUGUAGUUGAGAGUAUGAUUGCUGACCAUGGUAUGGACGUCGAGACACUACCCUACACAGCACCUCCGGGAGACGAGGGCUUUUGUUUAAGCCAUGGGGGCCGUGAACACGAGGCGUUCGAAGGACUGGCGCAUGGGACCCAUGGCCGGUUCAGCGAUAAUUCUGAUGCCACGUCUACAGACAAGUUGUCUGACGUUGUAGCUCCUUCGCUACCGGCUGAAGAAGAAAUUGCACCUGUGAAACGUCGCCCUUCACUGCCAGCUCAAGAAUGCGCGCCAGUUAAGUGUCAACGUGCUUCAAAGAGGGUCCAGAAAGGGAGGAAAAGAAAAUAGUCGUUGGCUAGUGUGUGUCCUUAAUGUAGAACACUGACGCGUCAGUGGCCGCGUCAAGGCUCGUCAGUGCCGCGUUAGUGCCAAGAAAAUAGUCAUUAGCUGAUGACUAGCUAGUAGUAUAUGUGCUUAUGGUGAAUAAAAUCAACGAAGGAAUGAUCAUGAACCCAUACAACUUGAUGUGGG
This is a messenger RNA of Suillus subalutaceus, 908 nucleotides long. RefSeq lists its product as uncharacterized. The coding region runs from base 213 to 725 and encodes 170 amino acids. NCBI's taxonomy places the organism in Eukaryota, Fungi, Basidiomycota, Agaricomycetes, Boletales, Suillaceae. The record is from RefSeq and is a predicted model, not a curated record. The transcript has 2 exons.